CGGCAUCGCCGCCAUUGGCAUGCUCUCAUCGUCGUAAGCAUCUUAUGGUACUUCAUUGCCACGACAUCUCUAUUCUACACAGGGGGUUGGAUCUACAAUUGGCUCGCAUACCUGUUCAUGGGCUACCUCGUCCUUUGUAUGAUUGGACUCACGCGAGUGAUUCAGGCGUACAGAGCAGGAAACGGUCGUAUUAGAUGGUCUCUACAGAUGAUCCUUAUGGGAAUGUGCGUUUGGGCAGAUUUAGCAGAAGUUCUUGACAUACCUUGGGCACUUGUGACAUAUCUGUACAUGUUUCUGACAUCGAACAUGAGUAUCAAAUGGUUGAGAGGCUCGUGGUUCUGGUUGGACAAACGAAUGAGGGGUCUACACAGAACUUCAGAGUUGUCAAAUACGACUGUAUAGGCAAAUGGUUGCGUGUUGUGGGUCGCCGAUAUACCUUCUACUGAGAGC
Messenger RNA from Aureobasidium pullulans EXF-150, 450 nucleotides. RefSeq lists its product as uncharacterized. NCBI's taxonomy places the organism in Eukaryota, Fungi, Ascomycota, Dothideomycetes, Dothideales, Saccotheciaceae. The record is from RefSeq and is a predicted model, not a curated record. The coding region runs from base 118 to 402 and encodes 94 amino acids. The transcript has a single exon.